AUAUUGGUUAAUUGAUCAAUUAGUUCUCAAUCACCCGCUUAUUAAUUCACAACUAGUUAACCGAUAAAUUAGUUAACUAAAAUAUUAACCGUUAAUCUAUUAAUUGUUUUAGUUAAUUAAACGGUCCAAACUGAUAUUUAUUUAUAAUUAGUUUGAUUUUUUAAUUAAAAGAUUAAAAAUUAAAUCAGUUCAAUUGAUUUUAUUUUUUCUCAGAGAGUUAAGAUUAUUACUUUUAAUGUAUUUCAACAGAUGAUAGGCUUACAAAAAAAAAAAAAAAAGAAUAAGGAAUAUCCUACCUACUCAUUUAAAGAAGUGUGUAUAUAUAAGUAUGCAGUAUCUAAAAGAGCAAGAAACACAUAUUUUCUAUAAAAUCAAAAUGAUAUUCGAGCUCUUAUCUUCCUUUGCUUUCAUCCUUUUCAUUGUUAUUUACUUCAUACAGAAAAAGCAACGGCAGAAUCUUCCUCCAAGUCCUACAGCCUUACCAAUAAUAGGUCAUCUUCAUCUUCUUAGACCUUUAAUCCACCAUUCUUUUCGUGACAUAUCUUCGCGUUAUGGUCCAUUAAUCUAUCUCAAGCUCGGUUCUGUUCCAUGUGUUGUAGCUUCAACACCUGAACUAGCUAAAGAAUUCUUGAAGACACAUGAGCUUACGUUUUCCGCAAGAAAACGUUCCAUUGCCAUUGACCAUCUUACCUAUAAUUCUUCUUUUGCAUUUUCACCCUAUGGUCCUUACUGGAGAUUUAUUAAAAAGAUUAGUGCUUUUGAGCUUCUUGGAAAUAGAAUGCUGAAUCAGUUUCUUCCUAUUAGAAGGAAAGAAUUACUCCAUUUUCUUCAAGGGUUUUACGCCAAAUCCAAAGCUGGUGAAAGUGUUAAUGUAACCCACGAGUUGGUCAAGUUAUCUAAUAACAUAAUCUCUCAAAUGAUGCUUAGUAUGAGUUCUUGUGAAACAGAAAGUGAAGCUGAGAUUGCAAGAACUGUUAUUCGCGAGGUGACACAAAUAUUUGGAGAGUUUAAUGUUUCUGACUUUAUUUGGUUUUGUGAAAACAUUGAUUUUCAGGGUUUUCGAAAGAGAAUUGAUCACACUUUUAACAAGUAUGAUGGACUGCUCGAGAAGUUAAUUACAGAACGUGAAAAACAAAGGAAGAAAAAUAAAAGUGAUGGAGUAAAGCAUGAAGCCAUGAAUUUUCUUGACAUAAUGCUUGACGUUAUGGAGGAUGAGACUGCUGAGAUGAAGUUAACUAGAGAUCAUAUCAAGGCUUUAUUAUUGGAUUUUUUAACAGCGGCUACUGAUACAACAGCUGUUACACUGGAAUGGGCAUUGGCAGAGCUUAUCAAUCAGCCACAAGUUCUUGCAAAAGCUAGAGAGGAAAUCAAUAGAGUAAUUGGAAAUGAGAGGAUUGUUCAGGAAUCAGACAAUCCAAAUCUUCCAUAUAUCCAAGCCAUUUUAAAAGAAACUUUUAGGCUACACCCACCAAUCCCUAUGGUGGCAAGAAAAUCAAUACAGGAUUGCAAGAUUAGUGGCUAUAAAAUUCCUGCAAACUGUUUGCUAUUUGUUAACAUGUGGUCUAUUGGUAGAGAUCCCAAGUACUGGAAAAACCCUUUACAAUUUGAACCUGAAAGAUUCUUGCAAUCCAGUAAGGAGGACAGCUUGACAAGCUGUAUUGAUAUUAGAGGGCAGCAUUAUCAAUUGUUGCCUUUCGGCACUGGAAGGAGGAGUUGUCCUGGAAUUGCUUUAGCCAUGCAAGAAUUGCCUACAACACUUGCUGCUAUGAUUCAGUGCUUUGAUUGGAAGGUGAUUAAUCCUCCUGGAAUGAAGAACAAUGGUGAUGGUAACGUUGUUGAUAUGACUGAACGGCCUGGAUUGACUGCUCCAAGGGUUCAUGAUCUUGUUUGCACUCCUGUGCCUCUCCUUCCAAAUCUCAUUGAUCCAUCAUGUGAAAACUACUGAGAUUAAUCUAAUGAAAUCUGUGUGCUUAUUAUUCGUAUUCUCUUUUUUUAUUUUUAUGUUUUUGCACUGUAUUGUUGUUUCUUUAUAUUUUUUGUUCCAAUAAGGAUUAUUGUUUGCUUUAUAAUUGGAGAGUUCAUGAAGAUGAUAUCAAAAGUAUUUUUAUAGACAAACUAAGAAUUCAAGUUGCUCCUCAUGUUUAAAUAAAUCUUAUAUCUGGAAGAAGUACCUACAUUAUUUGUUUCUAAAAAUCACAAAGUAGGAACUGUUUUAUUCUUUUUAAUUAAUUUUUCUUUCAAAUAUUUUAUCAUGAUAAUUUAUUAAUUAAAAUAUUUGAUACGUUAAGAUUAUCAUAGUAGGAAAUGUUUUAUUCUUUUUUUUUUUUUUCUGAAAACAAAUAAAAUUUCAACUACACCUAAUUAGUAAAUAUCUCUCUAGUAUAAGGGAUACUAUUUAUAGUCUUUGUAUGACUUCCUAUGUUUAAUUAAAUCCAUAAGUUAGAUAGAGAAAUAAAAUAAUAUAAUAAGAAGGAAAGUGAAAUUCCUCAACAACCCAUCACUUCCUAUCUUCCCAUGUUUAUGUCAAAUGAUACGGUCCAUACACGUAAAUCAUAAAGUUUAUCAUUGGCUAUUAGCACUCUGAUUAUCUUUAGCCAAUUGCUUCAUUUUAUUCUUCUAAUUAAGUUAGCCU
Ricinus communis (castor bean) is the source of this 2632-nucleotide messenger RNA. RefSeq names its product cytochrome P450 93B2. NCBI's taxonomy places the organism in Eukaryota, Viridiplantae, Streptophyta, Magnoliopsida, Malpighiales, Euphorbiaceae. The transcript has 2 exons. The record is from RefSeq and is a predicted model, not a curated record. Bases 329 to 1945 code for a protein of 538 amino acids. Gene Ontology annotation, molecular function: monooxygenase activity; heme binding; iron ion binding.